UCGUUACACUAAAAACUGCUGUCCAGUUCUUGCCCACUUGAUUUUUGGUUCAUCUCAGGAAGGUUUCUACUAAACCCUUACUUUUCGGCUCAACAAUUCUUUAUAGACACUGAAAAAAAUCCAUUCUUUCUCAUACAAACGCUCUGCUCUGCAAAUGGAAGCUUUUGAAGUGGAUGGAGGAGAAGAGCGUCUGUUAGGCUUGGUAGAUGGGCAAUCGGGUGAUAUGAAAAUAGAGGUGAGGAAUCUGAGCAAGGUUUCUGACAAGGAUGUAAGAAUACUGAACAAACUCAACCUAGACAUCCCCAAAGGAGUGAUCAUGGGGGUGAUGGGGCCGAGUGGCAGCGGGAAAUCCACAUUUCUCCGCGCCCUCAACCGCUUAUGGGAGCCCGCCUCUGCCACCGUGUUUUUGGAUGGUGUCGAUAUCUGCCAGCUUGAUGUUCUCACUCUUCGUCGAAAAGUUGGUAUGCUCUUCCAGCUUCCUGUGCUGUUUCAAGGAACUGUUGCAGACAAUGUGCGUUAUGGACCACAGCUAAAAGGAAACAAACUAGACGAUAAUGAGGUCUACAAGUUAUUGGCUCUUGCAGAUCUCGACUCCUCUUUCUACAGCAAGUCCGGUGGAGAGCUGUCUGUUGGUCAAGCACAGAGGGUUGCUCUUGCAAGAACCUUGGCUAAUGAACCGGAGGUUCUGCUUCUUGACGAGCCAACGAGUGCAUUGGAUCCGAUAUCGACUGAGAAUAUUGAAAAUGCUCUGGUGAGGCUGAAGCAAGAACAGGAAAUGACUAUCAUUAUAGUGUCUCACAGCAUCAAACAGAUACAGCGGAUUGCCGAUGUGGUGUGCCUAGUUGUAGACGGGGAGAUUGUCGAAAUCUUGAAACCUGAUCACCUCUCCGAGGCUAAGCAUCCCAUGGCACAAAGGUUUCUGCAGCUUAGUUCUUAAACUUUUGUAUUUGUCACAGCAGUAAGCCACGAAAGGUAGAGGUAUGAAUUUGACAGUCUACAUUGUUGAGAGAAGUUGAUUAUUGUGAAUGCCAUCAAGGGAAGAAUUACAACUCUUUCAA
This is a messenger RNA of Salvia miltiorrhiza (redroot sage), 1058 nucleotides long. Its product is annotated as ABC transporter I family member 17. Gene Ontology annotation, molecular function: ATP hydrolysis activity; phosphate transmembrane transporter activity; ATP binding. The transcript has 5 exons. Gene Ontology annotation, cellular component: membrane. The record is from RefSeq and is a predicted model, not a curated record. Bases 155 to 937 code for a protein of 260 amino acids. Gene Ontology annotation, biological process: phosphate ion transmembrane transport. NCBI's taxonomy places the organism in Eukaryota, Viridiplantae, Streptophyta, Magnoliopsida, Lamiales, Lamiaceae.